AAUAUUAUUUUGUUAUUCGUAGUUGUGUCGUCUUUGUACUUGGUAUGUGCCUGUGAAUUACCGGAUAUAAACUAUUUAGUAUUUAGUUUCGUGUGCAGCUUGGGAAUCUGACGCCCGACAUGCGUUUAAUAUUCGUGUUGUCAGUUUUCGCCCCUUUUAUUUUCAUAACAGGGGGUAGUUUUGCAAAAACUUUAUAUGGUAAAAGGGAUCCCCUACCUAGCAAUAUUUAUACAUUUUAUCGUGAUGAUGUUCACGACGACGCUAGUCAUCGAGCUAGAAGAGAUACCAAUGCUGAUGUACCUAACCCCAUGGCAGAUGUGGUAGGGACCAAGAUAAACCAUCUGAACGAUACCCACAAGCAGUUAAUGGUACACUGGGUGGGAGAAAACAGCAAAGUGGUGAUAUGCCUGGCCAGGGAUCCCUCUUACGGACUAUUCGAUUCCGAACUGGCAAACCCUUCGGCCGUUUACAUCUCUUACGACGACGGCGACACCUACCAGAACAAAACCGACCAAUUUCGUUUGAAAAAUGGAAGCUAUUCGGUGUUGGAGAAGUUUUAUAACCAUCCGAGAUACAAUACACACUUUGUCUUCACUGACGUCAAGCACAAUCUGUUAUACGUAACCACCAACCACGGGAAGGACUUUAAGAGGGUCGAGCUAAAAUUCACACCCAGCGAACUGUCCUUCCUUGAGGUAACCUCCGAGGUUUUUGUUGUGUUGGAUAAAAACGAUACUAAAAAUAGAUUAUGGAUAACGGAAGACUUCGGGGACAGUUUCCGGGAAGCCCACGAGUUCGUCAAGGCGUUCUUCUGGGUGAGCGACGGCGAUUACCAUCACCUUGUGGUCCAGAGAUACGAACCCAGCGGGUUAGGAAGCGUUAUCUAUUCCCACGACCUGUUGAGGAACCGAGUGAGCCACGUGUACGCCACCAAUAUCAAGGAUUUCUUUUUGAGAGGGGAUUAUUUGUUUACCACCAGAAAUAACACUAGGGGCCAACUAGAGUUGUAUGUCUCUUACAAGCUCGGCAAGCAGCUACUUUGCUAUUUUGACUCACCACGCGAUAUCUUAAACUUCUACAUCGCGGACGUAACAAAUAAUAGGGCUUUAAUAGUAGCGAGUCACACGCAAACCGGCUCUAACCUGUACGUAUCUGACAACCUAGGAGGGAAGGAUGGGCAUGUUUAUUUCGUGCUUUCUAUCAAAAACGUAUUCGCUUUCUUUCCGAAUCCCGCUUGGCAGAGCACAUUAUUAUACCACAUUUCAGAAGAGGCAUUCGCGGACGUCUAUAAAGUAGAAGGCCUCUCAGGUAUUUAUAUAGCAUCGAAAGUGGUGUCCCCUAGCAGUAAAGUUCUGCAGCAAGGUCCUCAGCAUCUCAGUUCGGUGAUUACGUUCGAUCACGGGGCUUCUUGGCGCCCCAUUCAGCCUCCAGAGACUGACGUUGAGGGUCAGGAUACCGGCUGUUUAGUCUCCAAAGGAUGUUCGUUGCACUUGAGUCAAAAGUUCAGUCAGUUGUACCCUGAAAGCAGAUCGGUGCCUAUUUUAUCCAGUAAAUCCGCUCCGGGAAUUAUUGUUGCUACUGGUGUGCUAGGGAGUAACCUUAAAGGCCAUUAUGGGGUUUAUAUAAGUGUGGAUGCUGGGUUGACUUGGAGGCAAACUUUGAGGGAGCUAUACUUUUUCAAUAUGGGGGAUCACGGAGGGAUUCUUUCGGCUGUGAAGUACUAUAAGACCAAAGGUGAAACUAGACAUAUUCUGUAUUCGAUCGAUGAAGGUUUGACUUGGAACCAGACCCAAUUUCAUAACGAGGAAAUUAGACUUUAUGGACUGAUGACCGAACCUGGAGAAAAUACCACUGUGUUUACUAUGUUCGGGUCGCUGCCGAAGGAACAUCGAUGGAUCAUCGUCAAAGUGGAUUUAGCCAAAGUGUUCCCCAAGCAGUGCAAAGAGGAAGACUACAAGAUGUGGUCUCCGAGUCAGACCGAAGAGAAUCGCAGUUACAUCCCCUGUAUCUUAGGGGAACAGACGGUUUACCAAAGACGAAUGCCAAAAGCCAAAUGUUUGAACGGUUUAGAUUAUGUCCGACUAGUUUCCAAGAAGCCGUGCGACUGUGACGCCAUGGAUUUCGAAUGUGACUUUGGAUUUAAAAACGCCGGCGAUAGGAUUCCUAGGUGCAUCCGGGACGAGGAUAUGAAGGAAUACGACCCUUAUAAAGUACCUGGAACUUGUUCACCACAUAAUUUCUACUUGAGAACAAAGGGUUACCGUAAAAUAGCAGAAGAUCAAUGCGUCGGCGGUUUUGAGCAGCACUACCUCCCCGACAUUGUGCCUUGUCCUUUUAAAGAAGUGGACGAUUUCCUCCUGUUCGCCCAAAGAGAGAACAUUUCCAGGUACAAUCUAAUCACCGGAGUCCUGGAAACUUUACCCAUCAAAAACCUGAAAAACGUUAUCGCAAUCGACUUCGACAUGGAAAAUAAUUGCGUUUACUGGGCGGAUAUUAACUUGGACACGAUAAACAGGCAGUGCUUCACCAACGGCAGCAAAUUGGAAACGCUCGUUUCUAACGAUUUGGCAUCUAUCGAGGGAAUGGCUUACGAUUGGAUCUCGAAAACUCUCUAUUUUGUCGACGGAAUCCGUUCCAAGAUCGAACUGAUAAGGACGAACGUAAAACGUAACGGGAGGAUGAGAAGGACCAUUUUGGAUAAUAGAAUUUUGAAGAAACCCAGAGGUAUUGCCGUACAUCCUUCGGCUGGAUAUAUGUUUUGGACAGACUGGUCAGCUGAGAAUCCUUCUGUAAAUAGAGCGAAUUUAGAUGGUUCGAAUGUCAAAGCUUUGUUUGGUAAGGAUAAAGUGGAAUGGCCUAAUGGAAUAACCGUGGACUACAUUGCUAAUAGAAUCUACUGGGUAGACGCCCGUAAAGACUACAUAGGCAGCUCCGAUUUGCACGGAGACGGUUUCAUGAUAAUAGUUUAUGGUACCGACGUGGUUUCGCAUCCUUUCGCGGUCGCGGUAUUCAAAAGCAACAUGUACUGGGACGACUGGAAGAAGAACGCGAUUUACAGCAGCGACAAGGACGUUUACAAAGGUAUCAAUGUGGUGGUCAAAGAUUUGGGCGGCCUUAUGGAUUUGAAGGUGUACGCCCACGGGAUUCAAAUAGGCAAAAACGCUUGUUCGAACAAUACCUGCCCCUACAUCUGCGUGGGCCUGCCGAAAAACAAUCAUACGUGUCUCUGUCCGGACGGUAUGGUAACCGGAAGUAACGGAUCGUGCUUAUGUCCGGGUAAUAUCGUUCCUCAUACCAAUGGCACGUGUCCACCGGUCGGUAAUUCUUGCGGAACCAUUCAAUUCGCUUGCGGCAACGGCCUCUGUAUUCCUAACGGAUGGAGAUGCGACGGCGAAGACGAUUGCGGAGACAAUUCGGACGAGAUGAAGUGCGGCGUAACGACCUGUCCGCCCUCGUUCCACGUUUGCGGAGAUGGACGCUGUUUACCGGACUAUUGGAGAUGCGACUACGACCCAGACUGUGCGGACGGUUCCGACGAGCUUAACUGUCCUAAACAAAACUGUACCGAGGGGCAAUUCGAGUGCGAGAACGGCCGUUGUAUAUCCAACACAUGGAGGUGCGACGGAGAGAACGAUUGUCGCGACAAUUCGGACGAGAGAAAUUGUAACCCGGACAAACCGACGCAGUGUAAAGGAGAGGACGAGUUCCAGUGUAAGGGCGGCGCGGUCACUUGUAUACCGAGUACGUGGAAAUGCGACGGAGAAUCCGAUUGCAGGGACAGUUCUGAUGAAAACGACUGCGGCAACAACACCUGCAGCGAAUCUCAAUAUUCUUGCGGUCUGCCAUUGAAUCGUUGCAUAUUUAACGCGUGGGUAUGCGACGGCGAUAAGGAUUGUCCCGAUGGCAGGGAUGAAUUGAAUUGUACCGUUUUACAUCCGGAAAUAAAACCCCCUACUAAUGGUUUUCAACCUACUAAGAACCAAACGUGCCAAGAUUGGACCUUCGCCUGCCACAAUAACCGCUGCAUCCCGUUCUGGUGGCGAUGCGACGAAAUCGACGAUUGUGGUGACGGUAGCGACGAGUUGGAUUGCGGCAAUUCCGGUUCAAUUAGGCCGCCUAGUUUAUUUACCACCUCACGACCUUUAAACGUUGCCUGUGGUACUAAUGAAUUCCGUUGCGGGGAUGGGCGCUGCAUUAUGGCCGCAUGGGUGUGCGAUGGUACCAACGAUUGCCCGAUGGGCGAGGACGAAGACCAUUGCGACACACGUGGCGGUUGUCGAACCUCCGAGUUUAAAUGCGUUAAGGAUGGAAAUUGCAUUUCGAGAACAGCAGUUUGCGAUGGUACCCCGGACUGUCCCGAUCACUCGGACGAAGAUUCGUGCAGCAUCACUUACGUACCGACUAAACCCACUAAGAAGGCGUGCGCUUCCGGUUAUUUCAGCUGCGACGGCGGAAGCUGUCAUCCUUUAUCGCUUAUCUGCGACGGCAGACCCGACUGCAUUGACGGAUCUGACGAAACGAACUGUACCGGUCGAAAGAUCAUUUUUCAGGCACAAAUGGGCGUCGACACUCACGGCACCGACGAAAACCGAAUUCUCGUCUACUGGUUCGUUUAUCCGUUGACAAACGCGAAAAAUUCCGCGAACUUGGAAUAUUUACCCUCGAUCAGUUUAUUAAGAGACAACAAGUUCCAGAACCAGACUUGGACCAACGCUACCGACUAUCAGUUCCUUAAUUUGACCCCGUUUACGAAAUACAAUAUCACCGUAUACGUAAGAGACAAGAAAACCAGCGAGAUAUUUCCGCCCGCUUACUAUUUGAUUGCCAGCACGCUUGAGGGAAAACCAUCACCUCCAACUAACGUGAAAGCAAAACAACAAAAUCGGGCGAUUCUAGUGUCUUGGAACAGACCCUUAAAACCGAACGGAAUCAUCACGCAAUACCAAAUUAUUUACUCGUCUCCGGAUAUAUACAGGCCGAUAAAAUUAAGCGGCAUCAACGAAACCUCCCAUCUCUUAUCCUCAGAUUUCAAACAUAAUCAAACUUAUACAUUUAUGGUAACAGCUUUUAAUAGCAAAUACGAGAGCGAACCGUCCGCUCCCUCUGUAUUAACGUUCGACAGUGAGGCCAGUAUUAACGAGAUUCAAAAUUUAAUGGUGAAAGUAACUAAUACGACAGUGCGGCUACGAUGGACCUACAACGGCGUACCGGACGGAUUUGCGAUUAACGUCACGGCAAAAUCUUCUUCGUAUCCUCAGUUGCCGUCUUAUACCACGAAAAAUCAGAAUAUUACCAUAACUUUGGCGCCUGGAGUUGCUUAUUAUAUUAACAUCUACGCGUUCCGAAACGGCGUAGACGGCCCGUAUACCCGAGCGGAAGCGAUCACCCUAGGUUCUCCCUUACCAACGGUAAAUAUAACCCAAGUUAUAAACACCAAAGAUAGCGGAACUGUCAAACUGACUUGGGAGCGACCAGAGAAGAACGGAAAAACUAAUUGGGUCUACGGCGUGUACUACGGACGUGAUAUGAUUCGGGAAUCCUUUUUCCAACCCGCUAAAUACCAAACUACUAACUUAAGCGCGUCAAUAACGAACCUAGAGCCGUGCUCGAUGUACAUUUUCGCCGUCGGUUUAGUGGGUCCGUACGGUAUCGGUCCAUUGAAUCAUUAUUCCUUCGUUACUACUACAUCCAGCCCUAAAGCUCCGCCUACUAAAUUAACAGUGAAACCCGACCAGUCGGAUCCGUUUAAGAUGGUUAUUAGUUGGGAACCCAGCUGUUACUUGGGUGGAGAUAAGAUGUCUUAUGAAAUCUCGAUCAGCGAGCAAACAACUAAAAAGACCUGGGUAAUAAACGUGAGCAAAAAACUGGUCCACACUGUAGCAAUAGAACCGGGUGCAGUCUACAACGUAACAGUACGCACGCACGUAUCACAAGCCGAAAGUGCCGAACCGGUGGUUUAUGCCGCUCCAAAUUUGACCCCUCCGCUCGAGGUGAAAGUCAUACCGGAAGUGAACGGCAGUUUCUUCGUUUACUGGAGGGAACACGAGGCGAAACUCAACUUACCGCUUACCUAUGAAGUUUUAGUCAACGAGGGAACGACAAUGGACGAGUCGACCGCUCAGAAGUUUACCGUUGAGCAUCCUCCGUUUAUUUACACGAACGAUUCUGCUUCCACGUACACUUUCGCUGUCCGGGUUAAGACGAAGAGGGGCUUUGCAUCGAUGCUAUCUGGACCACUAAGCAAGAUCAGUCAGGCACAAGUGGUGGAGAGUUCCGUCAACAUUCCAGCCAUAAUAACCGUCAGCCUAUUGGUAUUGGUGGCCCUGUUUGCCGUGAUAACCUUCUUGGUGGUUCGCAAUAGGAGGUUACACAACAGUUUCGUGCGGUUCGCCAAUUCCCAUUACAACUCUAGAUCGGGAGCAGCCACGUUUGACGAUAACAGUCUGGAGGAGGAAGAGAGUCCGCGGAUCGUCGGUUUUUCUGACGACGAACCGUUGGUCGUCGCUUAGCAGUAGGAAGAAUUGAUCGGUCUAGUUUCCAGCGGCGUUUUAUGAGAUGCACAUAUUAGGUAAACCAUCCAACUGGUUGUUCACCAUGGACCAAAUCCUUGCUUGAUGCAUAUAUACAACGUUCUAACUAGCGCCGUAGGAAAAAACCGCAGGAGAAUAUUAAAGACUUGACGAGGUCGGGUGUUAACACUAUAAUAACCAAAACCUAAGAGUAUUGUCCAUAUUUUAAGCAAAUUUUAUAUGACUCAGAGUUGUUGUAGUUUUCGAUUUUUAUUAUAUCCUAUUCAGCAAUUAUUACUAUUAUAUACCACACAGGGUUUGCUCUUGCCAAAUUGAAAUAAACCAAAAAAUACAAGCAUUAAAUAUAAAGGGAAGUUAUUUAAUGACGCAGUCGUAGUAUUAUUAACUCGUUAUAUAAAUUUGGCUUCACCUUCCCACGUUAUUAAAUUUAUUAUUGAUUUAAAAAAAAAAUGCCGGCCAUAAGCAGGUUUCCUGGCGAUUUCUGGCAACUAUAGAGUGCUAAGGAAUGUAUUAACUCAUAUAUUUUUCACAGGAUUGUCCAUAUAUAACUCUUUACUAGACCACCCUGUAUAAUAUAUAUGAUUUGAUACAGAGCAUCGUUGUCAUAUUUACUAUUUUUAUUAUUAAUUAUUAUGUUUGUACAGAUAUAAUAGGUGAUUAUUUUUAAGUCAAAUUUCUGUGAUAUCUUUGGUUAAGUUUUAGAGUUUUUUGCAUAAUGGGAAUUUGACUGUGAAUUAAGUUUAACGUGUAUUACAUUACUGUACCUUGACUAAUAAAUAAUAUAAUUAUUAAAUAAUAUAUUUCAGUGGUG
Messenger RNA from Anthonomus grandis grandis, 7341 nucleotides. Its product is annotated as sortilin-related receptor-like. The record is from RefSeq and is a predicted model, not a curated record. Gene Ontology annotation, molecular function: protein binding. Gene Ontology annotation, cellular component: Golgi apparatus; membrane. Lineage: Eukaryota; Metazoa; Arthropoda; Insecta; Coleoptera; Curculionidae. The transcript is spliced from 22 exons. Gene Ontology annotation, biological process: post-Golgi vesicle-mediated transport. Bases 120 to 6509 code for a protein of 2129 amino acids.